CGCCUCUGGACCAAUCAAAGGCAAGCUUACAGGUCGAUGAAAUCUCUAACUUCGUAAUUAUAGAGACCUGUAUGAUGAACUUAAAAACCGCGUGUGGAAUGAUCUGCGCCACUCGGGAAACAACUCAUCGACUAAACUCACUGUUUUAGCACUUUAUUUUUGAUUAUUUGUUUAUAGAGUAUUUUAUCUUUAUAGAUAUAACAAUGGAAACUACAUAUAAUUAUUUCCCCGUUAUUCUCCUAUGUCUGAGUAUUAACCUAUUCAGCUAUGCGUGGUAUUCACCUGUGGAUGUAUAUGACAAAGUGGUGGAGCUCGUGUCGCCAGGAGAGGAAUACCUGGAUGAAAUGUCAGUUCGCUCCUUUUUCAAACUGUUAGAGAAGCGUGUGCAGUGCCCUGGUGUGUCGUGUGAAAAGUGCCUCUCUGUGCAGUCAGUAGACCAGCUGGUGGGUAACUUUACCAGCACUGGUGGUCUCCUUCACAACGAGGGCUUCUUCAGAGUAGCGGCAGGAUGCCACCUCUACCUCAGCUCUCCCACCGAGGCCUGCUCUGCCGUGAGGGCAGGGAGGUGGGGGGAUGAGACGGACCACCUCAUCCAGGAAAUCACAGGCCAUGACCACCUCAUCCAGGAAAUCACAGGCCAUGACCACCACAGGCACAGGGAUGGGCAUGGACACGGAGACAUGGAGAGCAGUGGGAUAGAGACUCUGCUCCGAAACAUGGAGAAGCACUACAAACCUGAUCAGCAGUACGACCAGCACUGUCUCACUGGUCAAGACAUCUUAGAGGAGAGCAGCGCGUCAACUAGUGAUGGUGACCCUCACAACACAGAUGUGGUGUUUGGAUACAUAGUGUACCAUGCUUUACGAGGUGACUGCAUGACAGCCAGAGCACUACCUGAAGAAGAGUAUUUUUUGGAUUUCAUACUCAACCGCUUCGGCUCUGACAACAUCACUAUUCAUGAGCUGGAAGGUAUUAUGAAGAGCUUGCAACUGGGUGGAAUCCACAAAGAGGAACACGAUCAUGAACAUGGAGAUCAAGAUGGACACAACAAUGACCAUGGUCAUGAUGAUCAUAGUCACCACAGUACCGCUAGCGGGGGUCGAGGUGCUCAGAGUGGUUGGGGGGGUCGAGGUGGAAGUGCAGCCUUCAGGCAGAGUCACGAGGAGGGGUACCACCAGAGGAACAUCAGCAGCUGGGACCUGACAUGUUUCAGCCCAGAGGAACUGGUAAAGAUCCAUGGGCUGAAUGGAUCUAGCCUGUCCAGGUAUGACGUGGCCCGGCUUAGCCCAGCCCUGGUCCAGCAGAUCCUCAGUGGGGCCUGCAACAGCACCUCUCCCCCCACUGGACCAUCAGACCAGCUCAGCACCAUAGAGAAGUAUGUGUAUGCCACCAUCGCCAAUCUUCUGAUCUGUCUGGCCGCUGUGGUUGGCGUUGUGGUGCUGCUGUGUACUUCCUGUAGUAGUGUCUUCCAGCUCAUCAUCCAGUUCUGUGUCAGCCUGGCCGUGGGCUCCCUCACUGGGGACGCCCUGUUGCACCUCCUGCCUAUGUUCCUAGGCCUCCAUGUUCACAGUGAAGGAACAGACCACAGCCACUCAGAGGAGGUUCCAGACUACAUCUAUAAGAUACUGGUGCUGAUGGCUGGAAUCUACUGCUUCUAUCUCAUGGAGACUAUUUUCUCCAUCAUCACCACGCACCAUGCUCCGCAUCACCAUGGGGUGGAGUCUGAGCCCCAUCACUGUGACCAUGGUAAAGUCGUGGAGAUGUACCUGCAGGACAAAAAUAACAAGCAGUCUGUAUCGCAGACAGACCUGGUUGAUAGCAAUGACACAGAGAAAGCCUUUCCAGAACAAAACCAACACUCAAGAGAACAGCGUCUGCUACCCUACAUGGUUACCAUAGGGGACGGGAUACAUAACUUUGCCGAUGGCCUGGCUAUCGGAGCAGCCUUUUCUGUUUCCUGGAAGUCAGGUCUUGCCACGUCUCUGGCUGUGUUCUGUCAUGAGCUGCCUCACGAACUGGGUGACUUCGCUAUCCUGCUGCACAGCGGGGUGUCAGUGAAGAAGGCCUUGAUGCUGAACGUGGCCAGUGCCCUCACAUCCUUCAUCGGUCUCUACAUCGCCCUCACCAUCUCUACUGACCUGGCCACCAAGCAGUGGAUCGCUGCCAUCACCUCUGGUCUCUUCCUGUACGUGGGUCUGGCUGAUAUGGCUCGAGCGGAGCACCUUGUGAGAGAGGGAGCAAGAGAGAGAGAGAGAUGGAGACGGAGCAAGAUGGAACAAGAUGGUGCCGACAGACAUGGUCGCCCUGUUCCUAGCGCCUAACAAACUUUGCCAUAUAUAUUUUUUUGUGUUAUUUCUUACAUUAUUUGCUCAGAACAUUUCUUGCAAUAUUAGCUAGUCCGGAAAUACAUUUAGGAUAUUAGAUCAGCAGUCACUCACCAGAAUUUCAAAAAAAUAAUACUUUCCUGAUUUGGUUCCUUUGUUCUUAUCCCCCGAGGCAUUUCCACUCAUCCCAAGGGCUGCUCCAAGACGCUGCCAACGGAGAAGAGGAUUAUCGAGUGGACUUGUAGCAUCCACCGCUUCCGAGUAUCCCUGGACAAUAAAGUAUACGAGCUCAGGGUGAGGAUUUCUUUCCAGAGAGACAUCAGGGACUGUAACAUACUCUGUUUCACAGAAUCAUGGCUCUCUCCGGAUAUACUGUCCCUGUCCAUACAACCAGCGGGGUUCUCCUUACAUCGCACAGACAGGAAGAAAUACAUCUAUGGGAAAAAGAAAGGCAGAGGUGUAUGCUUCACCAUGAACUGGGGGCGGCAGGUAGCCUAGUGGUUAGAGCGUUGGACUAUUAACCGAAAACCGCUGCAAGAUCAAAUCCCCAAACUGACAAGGUAAAAAUCUGUCGUUCUGCCCCUGAACAAGGCAGUUAACCCACUGUUCCUAGGCCGUCAUUGAAAAUAAUAAUUUGUUCUUAACUGACUUGCCUAGUUAAAUAAAGGUAAAACAAAAUUUAAAAACCUACUCAUGGUGUGAUUGUGGUAAUGUACAAGAACUCAAGUCCUUUUGAUCUCCCGAUUUGGAAUACCUCACUAUCAAAUGCCGACCGCAUUACCUCCCGAGAGAAUUCUCUUUGGACAUUGUCACGGCCGUGUAUAGUCCCCCUCAAGCCAACACUGCGACUGCUCUGGACUUUGUGCAAACUGGAAACCGCAUAUGCUGAGAUCACGUUUAUUGUAGCUCAGGACUUUAAUACCCAUCUGGACAAGAGGAAUACCUAUGUAGGAGUGCUGUUCAUCGACUACAGCUCAGCCUUCAAUACCAUAGUGCCCUCCAAGCUCAUCAUUAAGCUCGGGGCCCUGGGUCUGAACCCCGCAUUGUGCAACUGGGUCCUGGACUUCCUGACAGGCCGUCCCCAGAUGGUGAGGGUAGGCAAAAACUGCUCUUCAACAUGGGGGCCCCACAAGGGUGCAUGGCGAUGUGUUGAUAAAACUUUGGUAGAAUUUUCUUCAGAUUUGCUUUAUCAAUGUCAAUAAAAUGACAUCCA
Messenger RNA from Oncorhynchus nerka (sockeye salmon), 3537 nucleotides. It is a transcript of the gene slc39a4, whose product is annotated as solute carrier family 39 member 4. Bases 204 to 2321 code for a protein of 705 amino acids. Gene Ontology annotation, cellular component: plasma membrane. Gene Ontology annotation, molecular function: monoatomic cation:bicarbonate symporter activity; zinc ion transmembrane transporter activity. Gene Ontology annotation, biological process: zinc ion import across plasma membrane; intracellular monoatomic cation homeostasis. The record is from RefSeq and is a predicted model, not a curated record. Lineage: Eukaryota; Metazoa; Chordata; Actinopteri; Salmoniformes; Salmonidae. The transcript has 12 exons.